ACAACCACACCUACUACAACACCUAGUACAACCACACUCACUAAAACACCUACUACAACGACAACUGCUACAACCACACCUACUACAACCACACCUAGUACAACCACACCUACUACAACAACAACUACUACAACCAAACCUACUACAAUCACACCUACUGCAACCACACCUACUACAACCACACCUACUACAACACCUACUACAACCACACCUACUACAACAUCAUUGACUACAACCACACCUACUAGGACAAAACAGCCUACAACUACACCUACUAAAACACCUAGUACAACAACACCUACAACAACACCUAAAACAACACCUAGUACAACAACACCUACUACAACAACACCGACUACAACCACACCGACUACAACCACACCAACUACAACCACACCGACUACAACCAUACCUACUAAAACCACAACUACAGCACCUACUACAACCACAUCGACUACAACCACACCUACUACAACACCUAGUACAACCACGCCUACUACAACCACACCCACUACAACCACACCGAUUACAACAACACCUACAACAACACCUACUACAACCACUCCUACUACAACACCUAGUACAACCACACCUACUACAACCACACAUACUACAACCACACAUACUACAACCACACCGACUAAAACCACACCGACUACAACCACACCAACUACAACCACACCGACUACAACCAUACCUACUAAAACCACAACUACAGCACCUACUACAACCACAUCGACUACAACCACACCUACUACAACACCUAGUACAACCACACCUACUACAACCACACCCACUACAACCACACCUACUACAACAACACCGACUACAACACCUACUACAACAUCUACUACAACACCUAGUACAACCAGACUUACUACAACCACACCUAGUACAACCACACCUACUACAACCACACCUACUACAACCUCACCUACUACAACAACUUCGACUACCACACCUACUACAACCACACCUACUACAACACCUACUACAACACCUACUACAACACCUACUACAACCACACCUACUACAACACCUAGUACAACAACACUCACUAAAACACCUACUACAACGACACCUGCUACAACCACAACUACUACAACCACACCUAGUACAACCACACCUACUACAACAACAACUAUUACAACCAAACCUACUACAAUCACACCUACUGCAACCACACCUACUACAACCAUACCUACUACAACCACACCCACUUCAACAACACCGACUACAACCAAACCUACUACAACCACACCUACUACAACUACUCCGAUUACAAUAAUACCUAUUACAUCCACCCCUACUACACUUACACCAACUACAACAACAUCGACUACAACAAAACCUACUACAACACAUAGUACAAACACACCUACUACAACAACACCU
This is a messenger RNA of Mizuhopecten yessoensis (Yesso scallop), 1395 nucleotides long. Its product is annotated as mucin-2-like. The record is from RefSeq and is a predicted model, not a curated record. The annotation marks the transcript as partial. The transcript has 2 exons. Lineage: Eukaryota; Metazoa; Mollusca; Bivalvia; Pectinida; Pectinidae.